AUGAAGAAUGUCUCUGAAGUGACGUCUUUUCAUCUGUAUGCUUACUAUGGAAUGGAAAAGCUGAAGCCAUUGUACUUUUUCAUUUUCCUUAUGAUAUACAUCACCAUUAUUGUUGAAAAUGUCAUCUUAAUCGGUGUGAUUUAUCAUGAAAAAAGCCUGCAUGAGCCCAUGUACUUAUUGGUGUGUAACUUGGCAGUGAAUGGUCUGUAUGGAAGCACAGCUUUACUGCCAGCAGUCCUGAGCAACCUGUUGUUACGCUCAUAUGACAUAUCUCUGGCACUUUGUCAGACACAGAUCUAUGCAGUACACACAUAUGCCAUAACUGAAUUCACAAUUCUUGCAGCGAUGAGUUAUGACAGGUAUGUGGCCAUUUGUUAUCCACUGCUUUAUCAUGCCAUCAUGUCACAAAGACUUGUUAAACUGAUUGUUUUUACCUGGCUCUUUCCCAUGUUUGCCUUUUUAAUUGUUUUUAUUUUCACUCUUCAGCUGAGGUAUUGUGAAAGAACAAUUGAAAAGUUGUACUGCAUGAAUUACAUUUUAGUCAAACUGGCCUGUUCUGAUACGUCGAUUGUCAACAUAAUCGGUCUGUUAUCUGUAGUUGUGUACGCAGUUCCACAGAUUUGUAUAAUAUUUUAUUCAUAUGCACACAUCCUAAGAGUAUGUGUAGCGUCAUUCAGCAAGUCCAAGCUCAAAGCCCUCCGGACAUGCACUCCCCACCUACUAGCAAUAGUUAACUACGCAAUAGGUUGCUUUUUAGAAAUAGCACUAAGUCGAUUUAACACAACUGGCCUUCCUUACCAAACCAAGUUGUUUCUGUCUUUGUACUUUUUGAUAUUUCCACCAAUUCUUAAUCCAGCCAUCUAUGGGUUGAGUAUUCAGCUCAUAAGAGCACGACUGUUCAGGCUUUUAAGCAGAAAAAGAAGGAUAGAAGCAAACUAG
Messenger RNA from Labrus bergylta (ballan wrasse), 939 nucleotides. RefSeq names its product olfactory receptor 52D1-like. The record is from RefSeq and is a predicted model, not a curated record. Gene Ontology annotation, molecular function: G protein-coupled receptor activity; olfactory receptor activity; odorant binding. Gene Ontology annotation, cellular component: membrane. Lineage: Eukaryota; Metazoa; Chordata; Actinopteri; Labriformes; Labridae. Gene Ontology annotation, biological process: G protein-coupled receptor signaling pathway; detection of chemical stimulus involved in sensory perception of smell.